GACAAAUCAGAGGAGGCACAUUAUUUGACCGAUUACACGUCGGCUGGAAGGAAAAUGGAUGCGCUUAUUCUGGAACCGUCCUUGUACACAGUGAAGGCUGUUCUUAUAUUGGACAACGAUGGAGAGAGACUGUAUGCAAAGUACUAUGACGAGACAUACCCAACAGUAAAAGAGCAGAAAGCGUUUGAGAAGAACAUCUUCAACAAGACGCACCGCACAGACAGUGAAAUUGCUCUGCUGGAGGGUCUUACAGUCGUCUACAAGAGCAAUAUCGAUCUCUACUUCUAUGUGAUCGGAAGUUCACAUGAGAAUGAGCUGAUGCUGAUGUCCGUUCUAAACUGCCUGUUUGAUUCCCUGAGCCAGAUGUUGAGGAAGAACGUUGAGAAGCGGGCCCUGCUGGAGAACAUGGAGGGCCUGUUCCUGGCUGUGGACGAGAUAGUGGAUGGGGGUGUGAUCCUGGAGAGUGAUCCCCAGCAGGUGGUUCACCGUGUUGCACUGAGGGGUGAUGACGUGCCUUUGACAGAACAGACCGUCACCCAGGUUCUUCAGUCGGCGAAAGAGCAGAUAAAGUGGUCCCUGCUGCGGUAGAUCGGUACCUAAAAACCUCAAGGGGCAACUUAAUUCAACACCCCUCCAUAUCAUGUGAUUGGCCAUUCCUCCCUCUCUCUCAGAAUUCCUCCAGUCACUGCACUGAAUCACCUGAUUGCUCCACCAAUCAGUUUCCUACAGCGACCCCACUGGGGUUUGUUUUAUUUUUUUCCCUUCUCUGUUCCUUCGCAGUCCAUUCCUACUGGCAGAGAUGAUAUGAGCGCAGAUUCUCGCUGUGCGGUUAUCUGUGAAACGCUACCUGAACCAUUGUGCUGUAAAAAAAAAAAAAAAAAAAUUCUUGCAUGUUGAAUUAUUACUUGACCACUGUCUCCAGCAGUAGUGGAUUUCACAGAUUUGUGAGGGAAUGUUCCAGAACAGUUCAGCAAGAAACCUACAGCCUCAAAGCAUUUGUUGUAUUAAAAUGUGCUUUUGCAGGCUGCUGUCUUUGUGAUGAUCUCCAGCCCCAUUCAGUGUUUGUAGAGUGGGUCUCAACCGUGUUGUUUGCAAUUCAUGUUUACCUUCUACCGUUUCUGUGUAACCUAUUUCAAGCAAUUGUGAUUCUAAAUAAUGGCAGUCCAGUCCGCAUUGGUAAGGACUACAGCAGUCCAGAACCUGGGUCUAGAUGUUUGUCUUCGGCUGACAUACCUGUCUACCCCUGCACGGGGGUUGGCCUCACUCUUCACCUGUGCUGUGUGAAAACUCUGAGGAAGUCGUUUUACCAAAAUGACACAUCACCUCAGCAUUAGGCCAAGAUACACUUCCUGUGCCUUUUGUGGAAACAAGUAGCACUCAAAACUCACUCCUGUCGAAUAGAGGUCCACUCAUCACUAACCUUGUAGAAACGUGGUGGGGAAAAUGAAGCAUCAUACUUUAGCCGCAGUGUGACUGCAUGAGCAAGCAGCUCAGCUGUGCUGUGGCUACCUCCCAGCCAAUCGCCAGUCAGACUCACCAUGACAGUUGCCAGUAAAUCCUAAUCUAGGACCAUAUACCACAACCACAGUUCUGACCUUGGUCAUAAUAAUCUGUGUCGCAAAACUGGUCCUAGGUCAGCACUUGCUGGCGUGCAGCAGCCCUCAGUCUGUGUGGAUUAGACAGAUGGCUGGCUAAACUCUGCUCUUUCACCCCAACAGUUCACUUGCAACCCAGUGCAACUGAACUGCUCCUUCUGCAAUGCUCCUGGUCAGCACACUGAUAAACAGAUAUGCUGUUCACUGCAUCACCAAAUCUGUGAAAGUUAUAUUAGGAUAUUAAUAAAACGUGU
Megalops cyprinoides (Indo-Pacific tarpon) is the source of this 1849-nucleotide messenger RNA. It is a transcript of the gene copz1, whose product is annotated as COPI coat complex subunit zeta 1. Bases 55 to 588 code for a protein of 177 amino acids. Gene Ontology annotation, cellular component: COPI vesicle coat. Lineage: Eukaryota; Metazoa; Chordata; Actinopteri; Elopiformes; Megalopidae. The transcript has 9 exons. Gene Ontology annotation, biological process: retrograde vesicle-mediated transport, Golgi to endoplasmic reticulum; intra-Golgi vesicle-mediated transport; intracellular protein transport. The record is from RefSeq and is a predicted model, not a curated record.